AUGUUAUUUAAAUUCCUUUUUUUUCAAUGCUUAGGAAUCGUUGUUGAGGCAUAGUAUAUUUAGAAUUUUGUUACAUCUUAAAUAACUAAUAACGAAGGUAAAUAUUUAACAUUAAUUUAGGAUGGGCAAUUAUAAAUCCUUAUAAUGGAGCAACUACUCAUAUUACUGAUUGUGGAGGAAACAUCAUUUUUGGAGGAUACCAAGUUUUUGGAUGUAUUUCAUCAAGAGACACUUAAAUGAUGAAAUAUUUUAUUUUGCCACCUCAUUACCAUUUACGUAUUAAUGUCAUGCACUGGAAGUUUAAUAUUAUCUUAUAUUAAGAAUUGAUGAUUGGCCAGCCUCUCAAAAUUUUUAUAUAAUUUUAGAUUCAAAGGUCCAUUAUUGGCAGGUUACAGCAAAUACAGGAUCUAAUUUAUGUGGUGAUAUUGGUACAGAAUAAAGUUCUUUAAUUUGUAAAGAAUAUCCUCUGCAUACAUUUAAUUCAGUUACUGUAAGCUUUCACUCUUCUUGUAAUACUGAUGUAUUUAUAUUAAUUGUAAAAUUUUAAGAAUUUUUGGGGAAUUACUGAUUUUUCAAUAGAAUUAGAUGAAUGUUACAAUGGAUGUCUAUUUUGUCUAGAUUAAACCACAGAUUGUAUUUUUUGGAUAGUUUGGAAGUCAUAUUUUGAUUUAUAAAAUCUGGAUAAUGGUAGUGAAGGUUGGAAAAUAAACUAAUUUUCACGGUUUUAAACAACCAAUAAUUAAUGUAUAUUUGUAAAUUAUAUCUAGUUUAAAUAAAAUUCCUAGUAAUAAAUAAAGGAUUAUCGGCAAUAAAUUACUUUUUAUUACCAGAUCAUAAUUCCUUUAUUAUUCAAUUUUGUGUUGAUUAUCCUAAUUAUGCACAAUCUAAAUUUAUAAUUUAUUUAAAUGAUGAAUAAUUACUAGAAUUUACUAAUAAUGUUAAAUAUGUUCCUUAUCGAAGUUCAAUAAUUAAUGAUUCAAGAAAUUAGAUUAAAUUAGAAAUUUAAAGUAUUAAUGAUAGAAUAGCUAUUCGUGAAUUAAAAAUAAUUCUUCGAGGACCAAUUAAUUUGAUUUCAUGUAUUGAUGAUAAUAUGGAACCUUUUGAUGGCUGUUUUGCUAAACAAGAAUCAUGUUAAUAAGGAUGUUUAUUUUGUGUUAAUGGACAAUGUCUUAUGUGUGAUAAUAAAUGGAUUUAUGAUGAAUUAAAUAAUAAUUGUGAACCUUUAUGUGGAGACAAAUUUAUUAUAGUAAAUGAAUAAUGUGAUGAUGGGAAUAACAUUGAAUUUGAUGGUUGUUAUUAAUGCCAAUUUUCAUGUCCUUUAAAUUGCUAUAAUUGUUUAUUUGGUAAAUGUUAAGAGUGUAUAACAGGUUACUAUUAUUCAAAUGGAAUAUGCAAUCAAAUAAAUGAAUAUUUAUUUCAAGGAACAGAUUUAAUAUUAAGAAAAAAUUUAAAUGAAUAUUAAAUUUCUUUAGCUUUUGGUGAUUUGAAAUUCAAUUAACUUCAUUUAUAUUAUCAAGAAAAAUUAAUUUUUUAAAAUGGUAUUGAAACUUUUGAAUCUUUAUGUUCACCUCUUUGUUAAGUAUGUCAAUAUAAUAAAUGUUUGAAAUGUUUAGGCAAUCAUUUACUAUUAAAAAAUUAAUGUAUCCCUAGAAUAACAUAAGGGGUAUUUUUAAUUGAAGAUGGAAUUCAUUUGAGUGAAUAUUUAAUUGGAUGUAAUCAAUGUUAAGAAAGCUGUCAGAUUUAAUGUCUUUAAUGUUAAAAUUCAUAUUGUAUAUUAUGUAUUGAUGGGUGGUAACUUUUAAAUGGAUAAUGCAAAUAAGUUUGUGGAGAUAAUCAAGUAGCAAUAUUAUCACAAGAAUAAUGUGAUUCAAAUUUAGAAGAUUGCUUAAAUUGUAAUAUAUAUUGUUCUGUAAAUUGUUAAUAUUGUUUAAAUAAUAAGGAAUGUUUAAUUUGUAAUGAGAAUUAUGUAGAAAUAAAUCAUAAAUGUUAAUUGGCUUGUUCAAAAGAUUGUAAAGAAUGUAUUCAAGGUAAAUGUGUAGAUGAUAUCUUAAAUGGAGAAAUUAAUUUUAAUGAUACUUAAGAUUAAAUUUGUGGUGAUGGUAUUAAAUAAUAAUCAGAACUUUGUGAUGAUGGGAAUAACAUAUAAUUUGAUGGAUGUUACAAUUGUCAAUAUUCAUGUCCACUUAAUUGUGUUAAUUGUAUUGAUGGUAUUUGUUAUGAAUGUGAAUAAUAAUUACAAUUAAAAUAUAAUUAAUGCUAUGAAUAUUGUGGAAAUGGUAAAAAAAAUUAAGAUGAAUUAUGUGAUGAUGGCAAUAUAAUUGAUGCUGAUGGUUGUUCUUCUAGUUGUAAAAUAGAAGUUGAUUAUAAAUGUAUUGAAAAUGAUAAUGGAUUAUCUGAAUGCCAAUAUUAUGAAUCUCCAUAAAUGAAAUUGAAAUUCUUAAACUAAACAUUUAAUAAAUAUUACAUUGAUAUAUCAUUCACCUAACCAAUUUAUUUCAAGAAUAAUUAUUAACUUGAAUCUUUAUUUGAUAUUAGUAUUGAUGACAUAAAAACUGAAUAUUAUGCAAUUAAAUUAGAAUCAAAUUAUUAACCAACUAUUGAUACUGUUCUAAAUUUUUAAUUUCUUCUCGAAAUAAGCCUUUUUAUUUCAACUAAUAAUAGUUUUGCAUAAUCUAAUAUAUAACUUACGAACGAAGCAUUUAAUGAAAAUGAAAUGAAAUUACUUAAUCCAUCAUUAAAAAUGUUACUUAAAUAAUACAUUUAAAUGAAUAAAGCUGAUAUUGAUAAAACUAAAAAACUUUCUGAAUAUUAAGAAGUUAUGAUUAUAGGUUAGGGAAUAAUAUGUGUAAUUAGUAUAAUGUCUGGAAAUUAUUAAAUGCUUAUUGAAAUUUUAGAUAACUUAUAGUAUCUUGCAUAUUUAAAAUACAUUAAUAUUAUUUAUCCAGAAAAUCUUUACCUUUUUUUUGAAUCCACUAAUCUAAUAUCCAUUAAUCCAGUUUUAGAUUUCUUUUCAGUUGGUGAAAUCUUUGAAAAAUAUAUCUAUUAAGAUUUUAUAUAGUCUUAUGGUAAAUUAAAAUUUUAUAGUUUAAAUGCUAAUUUAAUUACUAAUUUGUAAUUCUUUUUCAUUUAAGUCAUUGCAAUGAUUGUAUUAGCAAUUUCAUUGAAUACUAUUUGUUAUAUUAGCAUUAAAUUAUUUGAAAAAAAUAUAACUAGAUGUUUCUUAUUUAUUAAUGCCAAUAGUUGGAGAUAUUAAUUUCUAUUUAAAGUCAUAAAUUUCAUUUACAAUAUUUUUCAUCAAAUUUUAAUCCUUGUAAAUUAAUUUAAUUAAAAUGGUGUAUAAAAUAUAUUGUUAGCAAAUGCCUAUGAUUUACUUUUUAAAACAUUUUUAUUUUUAACCUCAAAUUCAAGAAACAAUAAAAUUUCUUUAAUAUAAUCUGCCCUCUCAUAUUUUUUUUUGGCAGCCUUAGCAUUAACGAUUAUCCUAUUAUUAAAACAUUCAUUUAAAAAAAUAAAAUAAAGUAUGAAUGAUAGAUACAAGGCUUUUUACUUACUUAAACAAUUUUUCUUUUGUUAUUACUUAAUAUGUUUUCAAAAUGAUUAAUUUAUUCAAUUACUAAUGUUAACCACAACAAAUCUAAUUUACUUACUUGCAUUAAUAUCAGUAGAUUUGAAUUUAUCAACUUUGGUAAAAAUGCAAAUAAUUAUAUAAGAAAUCUCAAUAAUAGUAUUUACUUUUACUUCAAUAUUUCAUUUACAAGAUUACAGUUUCUUGAUCAGUGGAUAAAAUCAGAUAGCCUUAGGUUUUUCUUAAAUCUAUUUGUUAAUAUCUGGGUUAUUGUGGAUAUUCAUUAAAUAUGUUAUUAUGAUUUAUUCAAAAAUAAAAUAAAAAUGCAUUUAAUAUAAGAAAAAAAAAUAAAAUAAAAAAUUCAGAAAGGUAACACACUUAAUUUUUCAAAUGGUUUCUUGA
Messenger RNA from Paramecium pentaurelia, 3967 nucleotides. The record is from the annotation of a GenBank genome assembly. Lineage: Eukaryota; Ciliophora; Oligohymenophorea; Peniculida; Parameciidae.